Molecule: messenger RNA, 4485 nt
Organism: Humulus lupulus (European hop)
Lineage: Eukaryota; Viridiplantae; Streptophyta; Magnoliopsida; Rosales; Cannabaceae
Product: protein SHORTAGE IN CHIASMATA 1
Exons: 7
Coding region: 60-4163 (1367 amino acids)
Biological process (GO): reciprocal meiotic recombination; resolution of meiotic recombination intermediates
Source: RefSeq, a predicted model, not a curated record
UUUUAGCUCCAGUUUUCUUCUUUCCCCUUGAAAGUUUCAGAAUAACAUUCAAAGCUCAAAUGCGGGCUCGUUUCUCCGACGUUGAUUACUUCGCCACCACUCCGUUCCAACUCAACGAAACCCUAACCUUCCUCCAACUCCCAGUUGCUCAAGUCUCUCUCUCUCCUCCCGUCACCUCCACCUUCUCCGACCUGCUCUUCCUCCGAUCAUAUUCCACCUCCAAAGUCUCCCUUCGAAUCGAAAAUUUACCAAUCGAAACUGCUCUUUCCCAGUUCUUUUCCAAUGUUAUUCCUCAGAAAAUCGUCACCUGCGCCGAAGAUUUUGAGGAUGACGUUCCGUCCUCGAGUCAUACAAGUUCCAGUUCCAGAAGCCACGAGACUCAUUUAUCGGAGAAUAUUCGGGUUCUUAACGAGCAAAAGGAAGUGGAGAGUCACAGAGCUUCUCGAUCCAAAGUUGUUGAAAUGGAAGUUCUUAAUAAGAGUAAUGCAGUUACUGUUGAUGUUAAAGUUCCACGACGAUAUGAAGUAAUUCAAUUUGAAACACCAGAGCUUGAUGAAUUCGUGGAAACAUCUUCAUUCUUUGAAAACAAGGGGAUCCACAUUCUUUCUGAGGUUCCAGAGAUUGAAGAAAGUUUGGAUAUGCUCAAGCCAGGGCCUGCAACUCAUUAUCCUAAUGAAGUUCACAAGUCAGUUCUGUCUGUUGAAGAUAUUACCAUUGAGUAUCCCAUCGGGCAAAAGGCUAAUUCCCCCGAAGAUUUUCAGGACCAGAUUCAAUUUAAUAAAGGAAAUUUCCCAAUUUUAGAAGUGGAUGAAAUAAUUCUGGAGCAUAUUGCAGGCUUUUCUGUUAAGGAAAAGUUUCUUUCCUUCAUUGAAAAUGCUGAACUACAACAUUUACAAACAGAUGACCUGGAGUUCAACAACAAAGAGCUUUGGGGUUCUAAAGAUUAUGAUGUAUCAGGGUUUAUUUCAGACCAUAGUCUAUCACCUCACUCUUGUGGAUAUGAGCUGGGAUCCCGGGACAAUUUCCCAGAAAUAGACUUGAUAAGUCUGGUAGAAAUUUCACAGAUUAGGAUGAGCUCUAGAAUUCAAAGGACAUCAGAAAGUGAAUGUUUUCUGUCAGAUAAACCAUUUGUUUAUCAGGAGUUUCAAAUCCUUGACAAGGAUUCGUCUCAAAUUUUUGAAGACCUCUUGAACAGACAAACAAUGUAUGAAACAGAAACUUCUGACUGGAUGUUUAAUGAAGACAUGAACUUCAAGAAUUUCAACAAAUUGAUUGUUAGUCAUGAGCUAACACUUGUAGAUGACACAUUCAAAUCAUUGCCCGUACCUGUUCUUUCUGAUCAUGGAAAACUGAGGUCAAUCUACACAAUUAUUGAAGGAAAACUUGCUCAACUAAAACCACAGCCCUUAUCUGCACUAGAUGGAAUAUACUUGGACUGGCAUAUUCUUGAGGAAGUUAGCUAUGACCGUAACACUAGUAUAAACUACGAGAAAGAUUUACAUGAUAUGGGUUCAUGCAACAUUGAUUUUGAUUGGGAUUCUUUUGGUGAUAGAAAUGCGGUAUAUGAUUUCAUCUUCUCUGAUGAUGGUGUAUAUGCAUUUAAUAAGGAGGAAAAUGGAGAUUCAAAGGAGCUUCUUUCUAAUGUAUCUAUCCCUGUUGGAAUUGAACCAAGACAUUUUUUAGGUAGUGAGUUCCCACAACCGAAGAAUGAAGAAUGCUUGGCCAGAAAGAAUGAUGAGAGGGCUUCAUUCAUAUUCAAGUCUAUGUCACAUUCUAAUGAUCUUGAUUUUUUCAGAAAAACUCAGAAAGCCUCCACUGGAACAAACAGUGAACCAACAGUUAAGACAUUCAAUAAAAAUGCCACAUCUCCCAAAGUUGCACUGGGUAACUCAGUAGCAGAUGUAUCUCAGGGAGGGGAAUCAAUCACCCUUUUAGAUAGGGAUGAGGAUGUUAACAAUCAGAAGAAGCUCUUUCUCAAUCCAUCUAUUCAGGAAAAGUGUAAUGUCAGAUCUGAAGAGCCUGCAGAUAAUGUAGAAACUUGCAGUAUGCCUUUACACCCUUCUAUGUCAUUUCCAGAAGAGUCUAAGCACAGGAGCCCUCAAGAAAGCAUGUCAUCUCUUCCCAAAACAGUGAUACUUGUUAACACACAAAAUCUUGAUAAGGAAAUGAUAGUAUCCAGAAGAAGUACCUAUCAAAAAAUUCUUGCAAUAGAGAAACAAGGUGCACAAGUUGUCGAACGUGAUUCAGAUUUACCUGUAGAUGUUGUGAUAAAUUCUGCAAUUUGUUUAGUUUGGUAUGAUUGCAGAAAUAUUGGAAAGAAAACAACUGCAGUGGAUGAAGCUUCUUCAAGCUUACCCUUGUGCAUUGAGAACAUUGCAACAAAUGUUUUGACUUUGCUGAGUUUCACUUUCAGUGGCUGCAUUCUGGUCUUUGAGGGAGAACACAGUUUCCUUUCUACUGUAAUGGAAUCCUCUGAUGGACUUUAUGCUGCAGCAGCGAGCCUUGGAAUUGAUGUGCAGCUCUUUUGUUCCUAUUCAUCUGAGUUGACUGAUGAAAUUAUAAUGAGCUGCAUUGGAUAUGCCACUGGAGGUGUAUAUCCAAGAAUGACUGAAUCAGAAACUCUUGCAGAGUCAUUUCUUACAAAGUUUCCUUCAGUCAAUCCUUUGACAGCUCAUGCAAUUUUAUCUUCGGGAGGCAUGCUUAUUGAGUUCCUGGAAUGGUCAAAUGAAUGCAGGAUUCGCGCGCUCCAGAAAUUUAAUGUUCCUGAUGAAAGUAUCAAUUUGUUAGGUGCUUUAUUGAAAUAUGGUGAGCGGGAGGAUUCGAGAUCAAUAAUGACAGACUAUUCUUCUUCAGUCUCUUCUGGUAUGGACUCUGAAAGGUUCAAUCUAAAUGUUGCUUCUAAAAGAAAAAGAUGGAGCUACGAUGAUAGCCUUGAAAACAUUGAUAUACAAACGGAUGAUUUAUUGCACGAUGAUACAGUAAAGCACUUUUCUAAAGGUACCCUUAAUACUUCUACAGGAACAAAACCUUAUGAGUCAUUCAUGUCAAAAGAUCAUGACACAUUUCAUGAGUUCAAAAACCCGAUACCAUAUGAGAGCAAUCUGUUCCAUCAAGAACAUGGAUUCGAUGAAGCUAUGAUGAUGAAUCAUUUUGUUGUUCCAGAGCCAUAUGAUUUUCAAAAGUCUAAAGAACCUCAAAGGUUUAAGGAAACUAAAAAGCCUGCUUUAUCUUCCAAAGAUAGGUUGUCAGGUCAACUACAGGGAACAGACGUGGAUUUGUUGAAAAGCUUUGAUCUGCAUGAUAUCAGCAGUUCUGAUAUUCUUUUUGAGGACCAAAAAGGUGAAGUCAUUGACCUGACUGGAAGUCCUGCACCAGGUAUGGAGUUUUCUUCUGUUGACAACCCCAUAUCCUUUUUUAUCCCUGAAAUGGAAAAAUAUGGCAUGAUAAAGUCCAAAACUGCAAGAAGAUUAUCAUUUGACAAAAACCAUCAGCCUAAGUUUCCAACAAGUACAGAAAUUUGCUCAGGUUCAAAUAUUCGGAAUUCUGUAAAAGACCAGAAGAAGAGUUUACAUGUUGGAGCCAGCAAUUCCUCAGAUAUAGAUCUUGAAAAUAAUGCUACAUCUUUAGACAAACGUAACAAGCUUUUAGAGGAUUGUUUCAAACAUAGAUCUGCUGAAAAAUCUCAAGGGUUACAGUUCCAAGGGAGGAACUCGUCACUUCAUGGAGAUACUCCGCUCUCACAUGCCCUCCAUUUGGCCAGUCCGCAACAAAAGUCUCCAUGGACAAUGGAGUUUCUUAACAAAAUAAAGGAAAAGAGUAGAAUUCGUCAUCAGUCCCUUCCUUGUGACACAGCUGCCCCUUGUUUUGGGUGUUCGGGGGAUGUAUCGAAAGUUACCAAGCGAAGAAGCCCCUCCAUUCUUGAAUUUUUCAAGUACCAAGGAGGCAACAAUAUGAGGAAGAUACCAGAACAAAAGAAACAUAAGCGAUCUACACAGUUGAGUUCAUCAAAAGAUGAAAAAACUUCUGCCUCCACUCUUCCCACAUGGACACCUCUAGAUAAAAGAGCACGGCAGACACUAUCUUUUGCAAAUGAGGGAAAAGGCCAAACUAAGCUGGUCUGGAGUGAUGGAAUUCACAAUCCGAGCAAAAAGUUUUUCCAUUAAAUAUGAAAUGCCUAUAAACUUUUGCUGGAAGCUCAUGGAUCUACCAUCAUUUGGCUGAUACUGGAGGUUGGUCUGUAAUCACAAGUACAUCGAGCUUUAACUGAAAGUAAGCUUCAGAAUGUGAUUUUAUACUGUAAUUCUGGCCCUGCUUCCAGUUUAAUAUUUGGCAUAAAAAUGUCAGCAAAUUUUAUAAGAUCUAUUAGCUUCUUUUGGAACACUACGGCUUUAUUUGUGUACAUGAGUUUCCAGUUCAGGUUUUCUGGGAUUUAUACAUUUGUAAUUCUAAAUCUAAUUACCAAAAAUGCAUUAAUGUUUUGCACUA